AGCAGAUGGCGGAAGUGUCACAUGGUACGAACCUACUCCUGUGAAGACAACAACGCGUCCAUAUGAAGUGCUUUCCCCUGGCAUCGUACAGGUUUUAGAAGGAUCUUCUGUCGCACUGAACUGGAACUACAGUCUGUCGUCAGGUUUCUUAAUAGCUAUGAUAAAAUUUAAUGGUGAUGGUAUAGCCAUGAUUAGCGCCGGUGGACUAGUUGGUGCUCUUAAUGCACAUUUUCAGGAACGGUUCAACGUUAGCUCGACUCUUGGAAGAGCGUCUUUGUUUAUCUAUAACGUAACGGUUGCAGACGAUAAGACUAAUGGAGAAUUUAGCUGUGAGUUACUUGAUUCCAAUGCUGAUAUCUGGAAACGAGCAAUUCAAGUGGAAGUCAUAGGUGAGCUUGAAAGUGCUUCCGACAAGAAAGGCAAUACCUUAGGGGGCCAGACUGGCAUUUCUUUGAAUGGUUAUGUGUCACCUAACAGGAUAUGGAAUGUGCAUUCUUGAUUUUCUAUUUCUCAUGAUGUGUCUUGAUCAGGGUGACUCUGUGGACCACUAACAUUCACUGAGUAGGCUAUGAACAUUGUAAUGUAGUGCACAUGAGUUUACGUGGAUGACUCUACUUGAAGAUAUCAAGAAAUCUAAAUUCCUAGAGAUACUACUUUGUUAUGCCCUUAAGACUUUUAUGCUAAAUUGUUAUACUUAUUAAUUACAUAAAAGUUUGAAUAUGAAGAAAGACUUUUUACCUUAUAAAUGCUUAGCAUGUUUUCUUAUUAUUUUUAUUUUUAUUUCAUUUAUUUAUUAUCAUUAUUAAUUUGGAUGACCUGGCCAACUUACUCACUACCUAGGCUUUAUACUCGUUCUAUUUUAUUCCUUACUUACUUUCGAUUAAUUCUUCAAAUCUGGGCAUCAUUUUGUAUAGUUUGCAUAUGUUGUAAAAUGAGCUGAGUUAAAUUAUAUCUGAAGUCUUGAUGGUAAAAACAGCUUUUUAAAAUAUUUUUAAGCUAGCUAAGCAAUGUACCUUUCUGUCAGAAUAUGUUAUAUGUGUGCAGGCUCUGUGAGGUUAAUAUAUGCCAAAAAUCUCCACAGGUUAUGGUCUUAAACAGUUGAUAACUUGCAAAAUCAAAAGAUUUUGUCAAUAACACAUGGUCACUCAUACUGAACGUGAUCACCAUGCAGUUGUGGAACAUGCUGUAAGAAACAUGUUGCAGCACUUUGAGGAUUACAAUAAUUGCAGCUGUUUGAUUUUUUCAGUGCCAGCUAAGGUAACUAAUAUCACCGGCCUAAAAACUGUACAAGAAGGCAGUAACCUACUGUUAACCUGUAAAACAUCUGGGAAACCAGCACCAAACAUUACUUGGACCAAAGAAAAGCUAGUCUUGCAAGGAAAUACUGAAUCACUACAACAGGGAGCUAGGCUGAAUAUAAGAAACAUUGGCAGGAAUGAGUCAGGAACAUUCUACUGUAAAGCAUAUAAUGGCUUUGGAAACCCAGACAGUCAGGCAGUUGAUGUGGAUGUCACUUGUAAGCUACAUAUUGCUUGUCUAUUUACUGUGUAUUAUGUCCUUAUUAUUAUGUUAUACAUCAUUGAUUUAUCUACAUGCAGAUGUUUUCAUGAGUGUGUGCCCUUGUGUAUGUUUUAAUAGGGUAUUGUGUAGUUCCAGAAAAUAUCCAUACCCUCACCAUGGAGGGGGGGGGGUCAAAGUCCCAGGAAAUUCCAGAGGGGAUGGGGGGCAAGAGGCAAAAUUUUCGUCCAGAGGGUAGGAAGUCGAUCGACUUUCUUCGUAUGUCAAUUGGCGCCACUUAUCUACUUUAGUGGGACGUUCUGAAGUUCAAGUUGUUAAAUUACGAUGCUUCUAACAGUUCUGCAGCCAAAGAAAGUUUUCUUUUAUCCUUGUAGCGCUUUGGAACAUAAAUAACAUCAAAUAAAGAAGAGAAUCACUUUGUUUUUCGAACGGAGCCGCCUUUACUCGUUACCAGUCUCCAAAGAUUACAAUCAACAGGAGUGGUUACCUAGGGAUUUUCCUCGGUCAUAACACGUUUCGCGUUCGUAAAAUUUACAAAUAACUGUCUGAUGCUGUUUUUUUAAAAUUUAAGUUAAAUCUCACAGAUCGAUCCUGCAGUCUCGUUUUGAGCGGUUCAAAAGACUCAAAACGUCUCACAGUCUCGAAUUGUUUGCAAAGCCGUUUUGGGGUCUUAACAUUGGUCUCGCACUCAAAAAGUUUCGGUCUCGCAAAAAAAAAAAAAAAAAAAAAACGCUGGUCUCGCCGUCUCGCAAAGUUUCGCAUAAAUUUACCAUUCGCUACCCCUUAUUGACUCCAGCCAUCUCUUAAUUUUGAUCUGCACUGAGCUUAAUUCUGUUGCAUCAUAAUAUGUAGGAGACUUGACGAUUUCUUUAUGGCUUACUUGCUUGCGAUGUUACAAUGAAUGAUAAGUAGUACCGUAGUCGAAAACAGUUGAUAGUAACAUUGAGAAACACUAGGAUCCAGGGCUUUGUAUAUAUGCGCGUGGGACUGGUAACUAGCCAAGGUUUGUUUAUGCACAAUCGGACGAAAUUAUCGACCUGCUGUUAACAAGAAUCAAUGCUUGUGUGAAGAAAUUUUACAUUAGAGGCUGGAAUUUGGAAAGAUGGGUUCAAAAUAACGUACUGCUGACUCGGUUUUCUCUUUUGCUCUCUUAUUUAUGACACAAUUUUGUACAAAUUUACGUUGCUUAAUGUGAUUUCGAACGUUUCCAUUUCAAGUGCACGCAAUUUUCUCAGUACAUUGUACAAACUUAACAGUUCAAAAGUGUUUUGUUGCGACUUGUACGGUUUUUUUCUCCUUUCGUGUACUGAAAAUACUGUGUUAAAUGUUUAAGGAUAAGUAUUGUAUUUAAAAAUAAAGCAAACGUUAAGUUUAAGCUAGUGAGCGACGUUUACCUUGUGCGUGUACGCCAUCUCUCGAAUAUACACGCGACAAAAGCACACGUCCCUCUUGUUUGUUGUUUGCUAUGAGAAAAAAAUAUAUUUCCAGGGGGUAUAGGGGGUGGUAGAAAAUUCUCUGGAAAUUCCAGAGGGGGGGGGCUACCACUGCUACCCCAAAAUGGAAAAUCCGAAGGGGUGGAGGGGUCCUAUAUGAAAUUAUAUGAAAAGUAUGGAUAUUUUCUGGAACUACACAUUUCUGUUUUUGUCACUUCUACUUUGUAGUAAAAAAUAGUUAUAAAAGCUUAUUACUACUGUCCCUAGCUGUGCUAAAAAUUUUACAAUUAAUGUGCUAAGUUAUUAAAGAAGCCAAAACAUUAAGGUUAAUUAUAUUAAUUUCUUAGUUCUCUGGGUGUUUAUGAGAAAGAAAAAUAUGUACAAACAAAUACCAGCUUUUCUGUUUCACAAACAAAUUUUUGAAUUUAGACAGUAAGUUAUUGCUGUGAAAUAUGUUUCACUUGUAUCAGUGAGUGUGGUUUGCAUUAUUUGUGCAAAGAAGCUGUAAAUGUGUCGAUAAUAUACUUUGUGUAAGCAUCUUCAAUAUUAUUUAAUUGUCAGUGGUGCCAUUUUUUUAAAAUAAAAUUUUGGGUAUUUCCAUUCAAUUUACAGAUGCAGUUAAGAUUGUUACAUUUCAACCAGAGUAUAUUGUUGUUGUACAACAAAGUGUAACUCUUACCUGUGAAGCAGAAGGAAACCCUCCUCCUACUUACACUUGGACUCCAUGUGACCCAGAACAAGUUUGCAACAAGAAUACUCUUCAUAUUACACAAGUCCUUAAUGAUGCCAACUAUACCUGCAGAGUGGCCAAUGAAUUUAGUAGUGAUGUAAAAGAUGCCAGUGUCUGUAAGUUGUUAUAAUCAUUCCUAAUUCACCACAUGAAAACUUGCCAUUCAAACAAUUUUUUUUGGAAAUUUUUUAAUUUUUAUUGGAACUUUGGACUGAGAAUUCAUAGGAAUUCCCAACCAAAACAACUCUGGUUCUAAAAACCUAGAAAUUCCUAGAAACUCCCAGAAAUUCCAAGUUUAUAGCCAACAGGACUUGGAAUCCUGGGAAUUCCAACUCAGAGCACCAAUAACUUUCCUUGAAAAGCUGUAAAUCUAAAAAAUUCCUAGGAAUUUCAAGGAAUGUUUAAGAAUUCCUGGGAAUUUGAAGCAAAAAUCUGAGGCUACUUAUAUGAAAUAAAUACUAAAACUUAAAAAAUCCCAGCUAAAAUUCAAGUAUUCAAUGAAAUUUAUUUACAAGCUUAAUUAAAGUUUAUGUGUAAAAUAUCAACAUCAACAUGUAGUAAUAUUAGGAUGGAAUUUGAUUUAUUUUUCUUUUCUUGAAAACUUCAUACGGUUUAAUCUUCAAUUACAGCUAUUCAUAUAAAAUAGUCCUAAUCAAUCAUUAAAUUUGGUUUGACACAAAUUGUGAAUAAAAUCUGUUGAUUCUUUUCCAUAAAAUGCAAUAUCUUAAAUAAUAUUUGUUGCGAUAAAUACUAUCUGUCUAAAAAUAGUCUUAAAAUGAGUUAUUUAAUUUUGGAUGAUGAUACAUAUGGUAUUAACCCUUUUGCUCCCAGAGACAGGCUUUGACUUGAUUUUAUGUGGUUGUAACUUAUUUGGAUAAAACUCUUACAUGUGAACACUCAAAUGUAAGCUGUCAAUUACCACUUUCAUGUUUUACUCUUUGUUUUCGUUGAUUCUGCACAUUGAAAUUUGAAGAUUUCUUCUCAAAUUUUGAUCUAGCACUCUUGGGAGUGAAGGGGUUAAUUACAAUUAAAUAAUUGAUUUUUUAAUUAAAAUCUUGUUGUAACUGUAACAAUAAAUUAGAAUGAAGUUAUUCUAAACUGCAGACUUAGCUGCUGUUUAUCUUUUUUCCCUGGGCUCACAAUGAGUUGGCCUUUAAUGAGGUUGUCUACAAGAAGCUUGACCAUUUUGUAUCUGGAUUCCAUGACAUCUGAAUUUGAAAAAAAAUAUAUAUAUGUGAUAAAUUCACAAGAUGAGCGCCAAAUGGAGUCUUCUUUAUUUCCGAUCACGGGCAUGACCACGUGGAUCUUUUAGGACUUGUCAUUGGCUAGCAAAGUGAAUCCGCUGGCUUGCCGAUUGCAGUGUGAAGAGAAGCGCACAACUUUACUCUGACUUCUCCGACCGGUUCUCUGCUUCUGGACGUUAGAUACCUUGGAUCCAUGUUCUGACGGUGAUGUAAAUAAUGAUGUGAGCUCACUCUAUGUAGAAUUAUAAUAAAGUUCGGAUAUAACGCGCGCUGUCAUUGGUCGAAAGAGUGUGCUCUAUGAGAGUAUAGAGCAUAGAACUGAGCUAAAGCUGUCACGCCAUCUGCCAAAUUGUACUAUGUUCGACCUUUUCCGGUAAUUGAAAGUGAAAUUUCGGAACAUGCGAUCCGGCAAGUAGCAACAGAAGAAACAAACAAAGAUUUGUAAACAUACCAGGCGCCGUAAUUUACGUUAUUAAAACGUGAGCAGAUACGAAAAUCCUCAAAGGAAAAACAAAAUAGACAUUCCGAGUUUUAAAGAUUAAUUCACGCUCAGUUAGACUGCAAGCUUACGUACGGAAAUAAAAAUCAAACACAGCUAACACUCAUACAGUAUAUAAAACUCAAUGUUCAAAAAUAAAACAGAACAAAACAGAAAUGAUGAAAAAUAUAACCAAACUGGCAUAACUGUUAAAAUUCAUUCUAAUCAUGAAGGUGUGAGCGAAUAUGAUCAUGCUGAAGUCCAUCGCGGCUUGCUCAUCAUGGCGAUCUCCGGUCAUCACAGUAAAGCAAGCCUCAGAAACUAGAUCGGCCACCCUUCGAGUGAAAAAAUAAGAGCUUGCUCUGAUAUCCUCUGCGAUGUGUUGAGUGGAAAGUCACAUCUGUCACUGCAGCCGAAUUUUGCCGCGCUGUCAUCCCUAGCGAUCUUCAUGUUCCGGUGAAUUCGGCUGUCGUUCAUUCAAAAAACACUCGCGUGUUUUUAUGAGCCAUAAUUCGGCUGAAGUUCACUGAACAUUUCACUUCAAGAUUCUGUAUUAGAGACUUAAAAACUUCAGGCAAAAGUGUUAAAUUCGACCUGCCGAACCAUUUUAGUUUGUAAACUAUCGCAGAAUGUGAACUUUGAUGGUUUGACACUUUUGACAGCUUUUGUCUUGUACAGCCAAUCAGAUUAUUUGAACCAUUCUAACAGGGAUUCUGAUUGGCUUAUUGUAGCGUGCUUUAUGAGAGUAUAGAGCAUGCUGACGACACUGUUGUUCGCUUUGGAAAUAAAGUUUGUUUUGAAAAUUGAAAGUAAUGCUCGGGGAAUUUAAUGGAUUCUCUAUUAUAAAACAAAUAGAGAAGCCUUGACUGUGCUCUGUUCUGUUAUAAAGCACUUAGGAAGCGGCUAGAGCACUCAAGAAGUGGGGCGAAACACUCGACUACGUCAAGGCUACCACAGUCAAGGCUUCUCUAUUUGUUAAAUAAUCGACAAGAAUCGAUCGUACUACAAAUGCACGAUUUGUGGCCGAAAGUUUCCGAGGAAACCAAGACUCAAAACCCAUUUGAGUUGUGUUCAUGGCAAAGGUGAGAAAUAUAACACAAGCCAAUCACAAUUUUGAAUGCGAUCACAGAUCGUCUUUUACCCUCAUUUUUACAAAAGAAGGAUACCAAAUUAGGGAGUCUAAGAGAUACACGGAUGAUCCCAGUGUACCAGUACCUAAAUCAACAAAGCUUGACCGUAACAAGCGUUCAGGAACACGUUCUAACACCGCCAUCUCGAUUCCUCAGUCAGUCGUUUCCAUUGAACUUAAAGCAGUGGUGACAACAGAAUAGAGUGCGUCUCAUAAAGGAGAAACAUUUGUACAAGAGACAGAAGCAACUAUAUGCGAUUACAGAGGUGCGUUGGAACUCUGGUCCACAAAUGGUUAUGCAAUGUCCGAUGUAUAAAACAAUAAUUUGUUGAUAGCUGAUAGACAGAGAAGAACAACAAUUAAACUUUAGAGCUGUUAUUAUUCAAGUGUCACUUGCACUUUUUAUUUGUAUAUAAAGAAGGACUUGUAUUUUGCACUAGAAAUAAAGAGAAGUAAUAUUUUUUGGGAGAUCCAGUGAUUGGGACAUUUAAGAAAUUAAGUUACGACAGGAAACUCGGUUUGUACUUCUCACUAGUCUAAAAAGUCUUGAAUUAAAAAUAUUUUCAGAUCAGAGUUUCAAAAGGUGUUUUUUCUCAAAGGGAACAGUGACUACCUCUGUCUUGUCUGCAUGCCAAAUGUUUGUGAAGUGUGUGGAUGAUCCACAAGUAUUCGAACUCUUAUAAAAAUGUUUUGUUAAAAUAAAAUCAUGCAAAACAAAUUACAGCAAUCAGUCAGAAAAACAGAGCAAAAAACUAAAUAAAUAAAAAAAAAGAACAGUAACAACAAUCAUGAAAAAAGAAAGAUUAAUCAGGUGUUGAAUUUGUUUGUCCAAGGCAUGAAAUUUCUACUAAAAAUAAUGUCAACAAAAAGUCUCUGACACUGUUUGAGGCAACUGAGCUUGACUGUUCCAAGGUUUUCUAACAAAGUCAACUAGUAAUGUAGGUUAGGGAAGUAACUUAUGUUCAUAACUAACAAAGUUCUUUAAGUGUAGAUAACAAUUUAAUCAUUGUUACACAUGUGGAAGUUGUGUACCAAGGAACAGCUAAUGAAUGUUUGAGGAUUUUGGCACAUUUUUGAACAUGAGACAUUUUGUAUCACAAUAAAAACUUUUAUGAUCAUGGAAUCCAAGAGUCCUUUAAGGUUAGAAAGCAAAUCAGUGAUAUGAAUACAUUUGAUUAAUUGACAAUUUGCAUUUAACGUAAUUGACUGCUGCUUCAUGAUAAAAUCCAUAUUAACAUAGAGAUUUACUUAAAACUUAGUUUAAAUAAUAAAUUCAUGAUCUUUCAGUUAUAAACAUAUACAUGUAUGUCUAUCUCGUGGUAAAUUUUGUGUAGCAUACCUUUAAUUGAGCCAAAGUUUUAAGCCUCUAAAAUUACUCCUCGUCUUAAAACCUUCACAUUUAAGGUAUUAAGAAUUUCUUGGAAUUUAAGUGGACCUCAGGGUAUUUAAAUUACCUCUAAUUCAAUUCCCAGAAAUUCCCAAGAAUUCCACCCUUCUUAAAUUAUAGGUAGUUUCUAUAGCUGAGAAUUCCUAGGAAUUCCUAGGAAUUCCAAGUCCUCACAAAACUGGAGUCUUCCUUUCCCAGAAAUUCCCAGUAAUUCCAAGCUUUUCAAAUCAGAGCUUAUUUGCAUAGUUAGGAAUUUUUGAGAAUUCCCAGAAAACUGGGUAUUCAGUUCGCAAGGGUUAUUCAGGUCGAAGUCAUCAUCCUGAUUGAACACCAAACUCUUGAAACUUAUUUACAGGGAAAAAUGUGGCGGCCAUAGGGGAGAAUUAACAAUUACCAACAACUAAAUGGUAUAGGGGGAGCUAGUAACAAUUACAAAGCCUGCAGCUGAGAGAGCUAUUAUAUUAGAUAUAAAAAUAUUGAAUGGCACUCCAUAUAAUCCAUUUAGUAAAGUACUGGUAGUAAUUUUUAUUGUAUGGCAAAAGAUAAUGAUUCCUAAAGUCUUUCAUUGCCCCAAGGACUACUAAAAGGAGAUAGUUACAAUUUGUACGAAAACUGAAUGGGACCAAAUAUUGUGAUAAAAAGAUGCAUGUACUCAUAACUUCAUACAGGUGUACAUGCUCUUUUUUCCUAAUGUGGCUCUGAUUCUGGCAGAAUCUGAGUUUGAUUAGUGUUGCAUCUUCGAAUUUACCUGCAGACAUUGGAGGAAAUGUGAUUAAUAUAACCAUUGUCAUCACCAGUGAAAGUUGUACUGAUGGAAAAUACAACCAAUCCUCAUCACUGAUGAAACUCAAAGAACUGGUAAACAUUUUUAUUGGUCAACAGUGCAGUAUUUUAUCUUAUUCAGCUUUUUCUCUUAGUACUAUUUCUUCUGCUGCUGCAGUAUAAUAUUACAUGCAAAUCACAUAAGGAGCUUAAGUGUUGAUGUGCUAUUUGCUUCGCAUUUAAUUCAGUGUCACUUAAACAUUCUAACAAAGCCUAUGCAUGUAGUGCACUGAUAUACAUGCCAUAACAAUUUUAUUCCUUUCAUUGAAGAGACAUAUGUUUAUCUGAUUUCAUGUUUGUGUUUGAAGGUAAUUGAUAAACUAUUUUGAUAUGAUGUUCAUUUGCACUGUUCUAUUGGUGCCUAUAUGGUUCUUAUAGAUGAAAGUGGUCUUUGUUAGUAGACCUGGUUACAGGAGUGUGGAGUUGAAAAGUGGAAUCAGGUUUGUAAACUGCUUGGAUCAUCAGUUUCUUAGUUUUAAUUUUCAAAUUUCUAACGCACUUAAAUUUAUUUGAAUUGAUCUUGAUCAUCUUAUGUCUGUAUCAAGGUGUGGAAGUUUAACUGUUGACCUAGCACUAGUAUUCAACUCCACAACAAGAGAGCAAGAUGUUAUUAGAUUUCUUUGGAAUGCUGCCAAAGAUGGGAAACUUGGACAGUUCGAUGUAAGUGCCAUACACAGGACAAGAUCUUCGGUUGAUUUCGAAAUUGGAACAACUGCAGCAGCAGGCACAGUGAUAUCACCUGGAAGUAAGUUUUGUUAAUUUUUGCUAUCUAUUAAAUGUGCAAACUUUUUGAUAUGAAUCAAUUCAUUUGUGGUACAUAUUUCACAGAAAUCUGAAUCCAUGAUAUGCUCUUCAGUGGAAAGUUAUUGGAAUUUGAUAUCACAUUGUAAUCAUGGGAAACAAAAACGCCGUUUACACUCUAUGUUCGGCAUUCAUGUGAAAUAUCCCUGUUGUAUAUUUUAUCCAUAGUAUGAGUAGGAAAAGCGUCGUGAAACGGUAGAGCGGAGGAUUGCCGACAUUUAGUUUGUGGCGACAUAUCUAUCAUGUGUUGUUCUUUUCCGCAUAUUUUCAAGGUGCCACAGGGAUUAUUGUUGGUGCAGUGGUUGGAUCAGUUGCCACAGUGGCUGUAGCUGUUGGAAUAUUUGUUUUUUUCGUAUGGAAGUCAAGAAGGCGUCGCAGCAAGAAAUCGAAUAGUAAGAAUUGUGUUUCUGACAACAUUGGGUCCCACGUAUAGGAUAGGUAUAGGAUAUUUUAGGAUGUAUGGUAGCACCUGGCAAUUAAUUAUAAGGGCUGCUUGUGUUUUUACAUAGCUUCAUUUAAACACAAGAAAGGUAAACACGGAAAAAGUUCAAUUUUGCGCAUAGAUUAUGUAAUAUCUGCGAAUCUUAAGCGUCACAACUGUGAUUACAUGCGUGAGUACUAAAACAUGGAACGACCUAAAACCACCUACAACCACCUACAACCACCUCAAAAAUUUCAACAACCACCUACAACCACCUCAAAAACAUCUACAGCCCCUCGCAAACUAUCUAAAACCAUCUAAAACAAGGCAUGAAUGUCUAAAAUAAGGCGAGACGGUAACAUGUCACGUACAUGAAAUACGAAAAUCGAACGAAACUUCCACCUCCCCCAUGUAUAAUCAACCAUCUCACGAAAUAAAAUGCGAGAGUAUGCUAAUUAUAUUUUAUAUUCCUUCAGUAGCAAAAGACUUAAAGAACUUUACAAAAUGAACUAUCAAGUUGCAAAAAAUAAUAAAGUAAAAUGACAAACUCGUAGUCAAAAGACUGACUUGACCUGGCUUUUUCUACCCUGGGUACCAGCAGACGUUUUGGCUCACGUCUAGAAAAAGUAUGAGUAAGAAUGGUCAUUAAAAAUAUUUUAAGCGAAUCUGUGCGUACCUUUGGGAUCUUCCUUUGGCACGAACGCCAUCGUGCUGGCAUUCAUACAGCAUACAGCUGCACAAGUGGUGCCACUUACGCAAUAGUGACUCACGUUUUGCUCCAAUUACAUUUCCAGUGCUGAGACUAUAAAUGGAGAAAAACACUGCCUUGGACCAUUACGUAAUCAAAUGUAAUGUGAGCCAAAACGUCUGCUAGUUAAGUUCUCCAAGUCUUUUACUACUGUGCAGGCUGAUUACUGUGGUAAUUAAAAAAUAUAAAAUAUAAUUGGCAUGCUCUCGCAUUUCAUUUCGUGAGAUGGUCGAUUGUACAAGGGACCAGGGAGAGUAAGAUUUCAGGGGUAGGUGGAGGUUUCGUUUGAUUCUCGUAUUUCAUGUACGUGACUUGUCGUCUCGCCUUAUUUUAGACGUUUAUACUUUGUUUUAGAUGGUUUUAGAUAGUUUGCGAGGGGCUGUAGAUGUUUUUGACGUGGUUGUAGGUGGUUGUUGAAAUUUUUGAGGUGGUUGUAGGUAGUUUUAGGUGGCUGUAGGUGGUUGUAGGUGAUCAUCCAUGUAUAAUUAAAUUUCAGAGGACAUUAUUCGGCAUUGCCCUCGAAUUCAUUUCUUCCUUUCUCUUUACAUACUUUCUGCGCUUAUUUUUCUUUCUAUUCUGCUUCCUCAUCAUACUUUGUUGAUGGUUUUUUUUCAUCGUUUUAGGGACAGCAAAAAGAGAGAGGUGAGAUAAAUUAUUGUCCAUUUUCAUGGUUUAUUCACAUUUAGAUUUUGUUACCAAUGGGUACUGUUUGCAACUGUGAACUUCUCCUUUUGCUUUUCACAUGCAUCACAGUAGUUAAGUUCAGCUUACGUACUUCAUCUAGGCGUUAAUUACCUAGAGUAUCUUUGACUUAAUACCUUUAACACUACACACCACGCCUUAUAGGUGUGAAAAAACUUGCUAUGCGGAUAUUAUGUUCUGCAUCUAUAGGAAAGUAAUGAAGUAUCAUCGUUACUAAUCGCUUCUCUCUUCAAGCUUUGGCUGUUUAUGAAACCUGCUUUUAUUUGAGCUAAUAGCUCAAAGCAAAAUGUGGCAUGCUGUCGCUAAUGUCUUAAACAUCCAGUUUUUAUUGCUUUUCCGUCAGAGCUUACCCUGAUGUUCCAUCCCUUUGGCAUUUGAGAUUUGCGGCAAAGAUAUCAAUUUUAUAUAUGUGAAUUUUUCACUAUCUUAGGAGAUUUGGAAAAUCAACGGAAGAAAGAGGAAUUUGUGAUGUAAGUGGUCUCUCUAUUUAACCCUGUACACCCUAACAUCAUUAUGCAUAUUCUCCAUACCGUUUUCUAUACAUUUCCAAGGUUCUAACAAGAAGAAUUUGUAAAACCAUCAAGAGCUUCGUUAGUUGUUAAUCAUUUCCUUUAUUCUCGUGAAUUAAACAUUUGAUUCAAGGGAUAGAUUAUAAAGAGAAAUUAGAACCUUGUCACUCUUAGGAUUAACGAGCUAAACAGUGUAGGAUACUACUGUUCAAUCAAGCUCAAUGUUGUGCUUUUCUCCUUUGAGUUGUGGUGGCCUUAAUCUAAGAAAUGCGCUAUAUCAUUUACUAUGCGAAAGCUUCUCCAGUAAUAAAUCCAAUUAGUUUUUGUGUCUUUCGACAAACGCUAACCAGCUGAACAAAUAGAAAGUUCAAUACGAACUUAGGCGAUAUUAAGUGCACUUUUUGAAGAUGAAUGCCCAAAGAUAUUUGUACCCAGUAAAGUUUAAUUUAUGAUCAUUAAAUUUCCGAAGACAAAAUGUCAUUUGCACUUUGAGUAAAAGAAAGUAAAUUGUUGCCAUGAAGUUGCUUUUGCAUGGUAAUUAUACAAAUGAAAGACAGAAUGUUUAGAGUGGUAGUUUUAAGUUAGUUUAUAUGUAUAAUUAAGUAUAUUGAGAAGGCAGUUGUUUAGAAAAUGUGUAAUACCUUUAAGCAGAGCCGUGGUUUAUGAUUACGUUUCUUACUUAAAAAAUGAUUAGACUGAGCUUGAAAAGCCUCAAGGUCAGCAGUACAUGGCAUUGGAUGAGAGGGCUCGACGCGCUGAACCAGUCAGUGAAUACGCCUCUUUAAAUCCAUCUACACGCUAUUGGGAGAUUCCUACAGAGCACGUGACUAUAGAAAGAUCGUUGGUAAAGGUGCUUUUGGUCAGGUUGCCAAAGCAACAGUCAUAGGCCUCCACGGAAGACUAAAGAAGACACUUGUGGCUGUCAAGAUGUUGAAAGGUAUCAAGUACUUCAAAUGAGUUCUUGCAUUUCUGUAAAGUUCCAGAGGUAAAAAACCCCACCCUCCCCCCUCAAAAAAAAGGUAGCGCCUUGAAAGAAGCAAAUCAAACUCAACCUCCCCGCAUCUGAUGUGGAGACUUAGGUCAUUUUAGUGUUAUAUUUUUUCUUCUAUCAGUUUUCAAGUAAACGUGAUUUCAUUAGGUUGACCAUGAUAAUCAAGGCACUUUACGAUAAGGUAUCGCUUAUUAAUCCAAAUGAAACCGCAAUUCCACCUUAAUUUCGCCAAGAGCCUUUCGUCUAAAAAGUUUUUUUAUGUUAUUAGUGAUCAGACCCCCGUUCUACCCACUCCAAAGUAGCAAACCUCAAAGACUGAUAUUCCGACUUAAAAAAGAAGGAUGUCGCUUCGUUCGUGAUUUAUUUUCAGUUGAAAAAGGUUGCAGGUGUUUUAGCUGAGCAUAUACCGCUCACUUUUUUUUUGUUAAAAACAAAUUGAGUUCAAUAUCUCUAAAUAUUUAUUAAACUGCAGUCACUGGGAUGGAAGUAGAAUGUAGGAUUUUGUCAUUGUCUUUUUUUUACUCUGAAUACAGUGUUUUAUUUAGUAACGGUAGAGUGUAACUGAACUUAACAUUUUGGCUGCACCAGGAUUUACUUCUGACCUGAUAACUUUAAUGAUGAUGCUCAACCUCUAAGCUACACAGAGCUCAGUAUGAGAUAGGAUAUAUACUAAUUAUUUUGGUUCAGUAACUGUGAUUGCUUGUAAAGGUAACAGCUUUUGGGUGAUCAUCUUGCAGCUGACGCUUCUGCAUUAGAGAGGAAGGACUUAUUGUCCGAACUUGAUUUGAUGAAGCAACUAGCGCCUCAUCCUCAUGUCAUUAAACUACUGGGAUGUGUCACAAAAUCUG
Pocillopora meandrina is the source of this 13761-nucleotide messenger RNA. Lineage: Eukaryota; Metazoa; Cnidaria; Anthozoa; Scleractinia; Pocilloporidae. The record is from the annotation of a GenBank genome assembly.